GCAAAAACAAUCAGUGACGCUACUGAUACCCAGAAUCCAUUGCGGCAUCAUGGCGGACAACAGGGAGAAAGCGCUGCAAGAUUACCGUAAAAAAUUAUUGGAACACAAGGAAGUAGACGGGCGGUUAAAAGAACUGAGAGAACAGCUUCGAGAACAAACUAAACAGUAUGAAAAGUCAGAGAAUGACCUCAAAGCUCUGCAGAGUGUUGGUCAGAUUAUUGGAGAAGUCCUCAAACAGCUGACAGAAGAGAAAUUCAUUGUCAAGGCCACAAAUGGUCCUCGAUAUGUGGUUGGAUGUCGCCGACAGUUGGACAAGUCACAAUUGAAGCCAGGCACCAGAGUGGCUUUGGAUAUGACUACGCUGACUAUAAUGAGGUAUCUGCCACGAGAGGUGGACCCUCUGGUGUACAAUAUGUCCCAUGAAGACCCCGGUAGCGUCUCCUACUCUGAAAUUGGUGGAUUGUCGGAACAGAUCCGUGAGCUGAGAGAGGUGAUAGAGCUGCCCCUGACCAAUCCCGAGCUUUUCCAGAGAGUUGGAAUUAUCCCCCCAAAAGGCUGCCUGCUCUAUGGGCCUCCAGGUACUGGGAAGACACUUCUGGCCAGGGCGGUUGCAAGUCAGCUGGACUGUAACUUUCUCAAGGUGGUGUCCAGCUCCAUCGUUGACAAAUACAUCGGUGAGAGCGCCAGGCUCAUCAGAGAGAUGUUCAACUAUGCCAGGGACCAUCAGCCUUGCAUCAUCUUCAUGGAUGAGAUUGAUGCCAUUGGCGGUCGACGUUUCUCUGAGGGAACCUCUGCCGACAGAGAGAUCCAGAGGACUUUGAUGGAGUUGCUGAACCAGAUGGAUGGAUUUGAUACACUACACAGAGUCAAGAUGAUCAUGGCAACAAACAGACCCGACACUCUGGACCCUGCCCUGUUGCGACCCGGCCGGCUUGACCGCAAAAUCCACAUCGAGCUCCCCAAUGAACAGGCUCGUCUGGACAUUCUCAAAAUCCACUCCAGUCCCAUCACCAAGCAUGGCGAAAUAGACUAUGAAGCCAUUGUGAAGCUGUCGGACGGGUUCAACGGAGCUGAUUUAAGAAAUGUUUGCACAGAAGCAGGUUUGUUUGCCAUCCGCGCCGACAGAGAGUACGUCACACAAGAAGACUUCAUGAAAGCUGUGCGAAAAGUGGCAGAUUCAAAGAAGCUGGAGUCCAAGCUGGACUACAAGCCUGUAUAGAUAUUACCUUUUUCGGAUUUGCUGUUGUAUACGUUUGGCCAGAAGAAAAAUGUAUUCAUGUUUGUGGGAACAGCAUUUGCAUAAAAUAUAUUGUCAUCUACCAAAGUGAUUUUUGCUCUUGUGGCCGCAGCACAAAACCAUUUGUCACUUCUGGUGUUCAACACUUGUAUAAAACAAACAAAAACUUCAUAUAUGGUAUGGCAAUAAACCGUUCUGUUUACA
Molecule: messenger RNA, 1441 nt
Organism: Syngnathus acus (greater pipefish)
Lineage: Eukaryota; Metazoa; Chordata; Actinopteri; Syngnathiformes; Syngnathidae
Gene: psmc6
Product: proteasome 26S subunit, ATPase 6
Exons: 14
Coding region: 50-1219 (389 amino acids)
Biological process (GO): positive regulation of RNA polymerase II transcription preinitiation complex assembly
Cellular component (GO): cytosolic proteasome complex; proteasome regulatory particle, base subcomplex
Molecular function (GO): ATP binding; ATP hydrolysis activity; proteasome-activating activity
Source: RefSeq, a predicted model, not a curated record